AUCAUAUCAUCUUUAAUUCUCCUUUGAGCAACAGCAGCACCAAGUAAAGCCAAACACUUCAACAUGUUCAAAUACGCCGUUGUUCUCUUCGCUCUCAUCGCCUGCGCUGCUGCCAAGCCUCACCUUCUAGCCGCUGCACCUUUGGCUUAUGCUGCUCCUGCCGCUAUUGUUGCCGCUCCUACUCCCGUUGUGACGGCCACCAGCAGCCAAGUGAUCGCCCGCAAUUACAAUGGUAUAGCCGCUGCUCCCGUUGUUGCUGCCGCUCCAGUAGCCGCCCCUGUUGUUGCGCGUUAUGCUGCCGCUUCUCCUCUUGCUGCUGCCUCUUACGUCGCUUCACCUUUCGCCGCUCCAGUAUUGUCACACUAUGCUGCCGCUCCUUUGGCUGCUCGUUUGUUCUAGGAGAUUCUGAUUUGUAUAGGAAAUUGGAAAAAAUAAAUUA
Ceratitis capitata (Mediterranean fruit fly) is the source of this 439-nucleotide messenger RNA. RefSeq names its product cuticle protein 10.6-like. The transcript has 2 exons. Bases 64 to 399 code for a protein of 111 amino acids. The record is from RefSeq and is a predicted model, not a curated record. NCBI's taxonomy places the organism in Eukaryota, Metazoa, Arthropoda, Insecta, Diptera, Tephritidae.